Molecule: messenger RNA, 849 nt
Organism: Trichobilharzia regenti
Lineage: Eukaryota; Metazoa; Platyhelminthes; Trematoda; Strigeidida; Schistosomatidae
Source: the annotation of a GenBank genome assembly
AUGGAGUCGACUCGCUCAGCGUCUGUGAUCAACAAUAACAAUGAGAAAUGUGAUGAGGUAUCACUUCGAACCGACUAUAAAUCAAACCUUUCUGAGAUACUCCACGAUCAAAAUGUUGUUGAUUUGGAGAGAAGACUGAUCACACGUCCUGCGACCUCAACAAUUCGAAGACCAUGUCUCUUUGGUACUCAAACACUCAGUCAUCAACAAUCCGAGGAGGAGAAUGGUGACCAUGGAAGCGCCUCAGUUAUGAGCGAUUACAAUUGCUGCAGUCUUGAAACUGCAGUCAUGAAACCAGAGUAUCAUUCUGUUGGAGUGAAAGUAGGUGGAACAGCUUCACCUCGUAGUGAAGGUGGACCAACAAUUCGAUGCAAUUCUGUCGACAAGUAUGACUGGAAUGCAAUGAUCGCAGAAUCACAUGUGAUUUCUCCCCGGGUGUUCCAGACACUGGACUAUCACAGAGCAACAGAAGUGGUUUCAACAGGUGCUACAGACAAGAAAAGUGAAGAUGUCUGUUACUGGACAGGAACCUUACCAUUUAGAAAAAACAUAUCAGGAAAUAUUUCAAGAAAAGUGUUCGUUUACGGGUUGCCAGAUGGAAUAACGGAGUCUGGUAUAAUGGAGGUGUUUUGUAGAUUUGGCCAAAUUACCGUCAUUUGGCCAAAACCAGAUGGUGUUCAUUUGAGUAGCGAGUAUAACAAUAGAGUACCAUUUCUUUCAUCGAAAUCGAGUGGUACGGAAAAUGUGGUGAUAAAAAUGAAUGUGAAUGCUGAGCACAGCAUAGAGCAGCAAAGAAGUGUCAGUGAAGGCAUAGCUCAUACACAGCUCAGAUUAGCUCCUGGAUAUUGA